Brugia pahangi is the source of this 1314-nucleotide messenger RNA. The record is from the annotation of a GenBank genome assembly. Lineage: Eukaryota; Metazoa; Nematoda; Chromadorea; Rhabditida; Onchocercidae.
AUGAGAGAAGAAGUUUUAUCUAUACGUCAAAUUAUAUCGAAAGAUUGGAAUUUUGGAAAAUAUGUAGAAACACAAAUGGAAGAAAAGUUUAAUCAAAUUGAACAUGAAAAGAUUACUGAUACAAUUCAAAUAGAUCAAAACGUUCCGAUUUCCACAAAUUUAAAUACAAAUAUUUUGAAAUUAGAAAUGGAAAAAGUUUCAGCAACUGAAAAUGUUUACAUUGAAUGUAAAUUAAGAAAUUGUCAUCAAACAACGUUGACAACGAAUGGAAGAGAAGAAGAAGAAGAAGCAAAAGAAAUAAUUUAUCAGGCAACUCAAAAAGAAUCAAUCAACAAUUCUUUUAACUUCGUUGAUUAUCAGGAAACAUUAUCCGGAAUAGAAGUUCACCUUUGUAUUCCAGAAUUUAACAUAACAACAGAGAAUUUUACAUUUUCUGAAGAAUACAGCAAACAAUUAUUGCAUAAAUUUGAGGAAAAAAUGGAAUAUGUAGGAACGCUUAAAAUGUCUAAUAUUGAAACUACAAUAGCAAAUAUCAGAGAAUAUAAUCAGGAAUUAACUGAUUCAAGUGAUCUAUAUCAGCAGAUUAUAGUUCAGGAAAUGGCUCAAGAAUGUACCAGAAUUAUUGCUGAUAAACUUAUGAUUCACGCAAGUGAAAAUAUUACGCAAAAUAUUACUUUAUCUGAUCAAAUAGAUCAAUGGACGAUUGUUCCGGAAGAGAUGAAUGUUCAAGAACGUAUGAAUUUGCAAUCAAUUUCUGAAAGUUUCAUCACGCAACAGUCUACAAUUUUAGAAAGCAAUCGGAAUAGUUUUCUGGAAAUAUCAUCAAGUAUCAAAAGUAAUAGAACGGAGAAUACAUAUGCUAAGUAUCCGGAAACUGAACAUGAGAAUGAAGUAUUAGCUAUUGGAUGGAAUAAAGUUAUAAGAAGAGCAUCAACGGAAAAAUUGAUACCAAUCGGAGAAACGCAAACGGAAAAGUUAUCUACUAUAGCAAUUACGGAACAGAAUGUUGAGUUUUCGGGAAUGAUUGGAAAAAUGGACGAUCAUUUUGAUAGUAUUGAGCUAAAGCGCUCUUUGAAAAUAUCUACCACUGAUGAAAAGCAAUUAAUGAUAGCUUCUGAAAGUCGAGAAUAUUCUUUGCUUAAGAAAUCUUCCGCUCAGGAAUGCGGUAGUGUAAUGCGAGAUUUGGAAAUUAUUCAAAUUAGCGCACAUAUUAUGGAAUAUGACGCAGCGCAAACAGUAAUUACAGGUUUCUUCGCAAAAUUGGAACAGAAGAAAAUAGCAGAAAAGUUGAAGUGCAACUUGCUACUUCAAUAA